UCAUAUUCAAAGUAUGAAAUAUUCAUAAUCUUCUCCUUCAAACACUCAAUAUUUUCCAUAUAAUACCCAACAAAGAAACAAAAUUAAAGUCUAAGACCCUAAACCCACGAUAUUAAUAAUGUAAAUGCAAAGGAAAAGGUCCUCCUUUUGUUUAAACACUUCGAUUUUCGUUCCUCUCACUAUAAAAUUAUGAUCAAAUGCUUCUCUCCUCAUUCAUUCCUCUCUUCAGCAGUCAUUUUUCCUCUCUGAAGAAGUACCCUACAAUCGUCAGCGGCGUGUAAAGUUCAUUCCGUUUUAGUUUUUGGCAUCUGGGUUAGAGCUACAAUGGCUGUUGGUGCAAGUUCAAUGGCAGGUUUGGUGUGUUCAAAUUCUGGGAUGGAGCAUGUGUUGGUUGAGAAUGAAGUGCAACAGGUUAAGUUGCUUGACUCAGUCAAUGAUGACUUUGGAGGUGUCAUUGUGGAAUUGAGCGAGGCUAUGGAUUUAAAGGUGUUUGCUUCAAUGCUCAAAGCUUCAAUUGCUUUAUGGAGAAGUCAGGGUAAGAGGGGUGUUUGGAUCAAAGUACCUAUUCAACUGGUCAAUCUUGUAGAAGCUGCUGUCAAGGAAGGGUUCUGGUUCCACCACGCAGAGCCAAAAUACUUAAUGCUUGCUUUCUGGAUCCCUGAAGGUUCUCAUACUCUUCCGGCGAAUGCCUCUCACCGUGUGAGUAUUGGUGCAUUUGUCAUGAACAAAAAGAGAGAGGUGCUUGUGGUCCAAGAGAAAUGUGGCAUAUUUCGAGGGACAGGUAUAUGGAAGCUCCCUACUGGAGCUGUGGACGAGGGAGAAGACAUACGUGCAGGUGCAAUGAGAGAAGUCAAAGAAGAGACAGCAAUUGAUACGGAAUUUGUGAAAGUACUAGCAUUCUGGCAAAGCCACAAAUCAUUCUUUGGGAAGUCAGAUUUAAUCUUUGUAUGCAUGUUACGACCCCUCUCCUUUGACAUCCAGAAGCAGGAGACAGAAAUAGAGGAUGCUCAGUGGAUGCCGUGGGAUGAUUAUGUAGCUCAGCCAUUCGUCGAAAACCAUGAACUUUCGAAGCAGUUACUUGACAUAUGCAAAGCAAAAGAAGAUGAAACCUAUUUCGGGUUUUCUCCGGUGCCCAUCGCAUCAAAACUUCAAGAUCAGAAAAGUUAUCUGUACUUGAAUGAUCGAGACCUGAAAGGCAGUGAAGUCUGAAUGUCUCUCACAACUCAGAAUUAUGCUCACAACUCAGAAUUAUAGUAGGAAACAGCAUGGCCUGAGUAACUCUCUCAACCAUGAUAAUUAUAGUAUA
Molecule: messenger RNA, 1306 nt
Organism: Populus euphratica (Euphrates poplar)
Lineage: Eukaryota; Viridiplantae; Streptophyta; Magnoliopsida; Malpighiales; Salicaceae
Product: nudix hydrolase 2-like
Exons: 9
Coding region: 325-1209 (294 amino acids)
Molecular function (GO): NAD binding; ADP-ribose diphosphatase activity; NADH pyrophosphatase activity
Source: RefSeq, a predicted model, not a curated record